CUUGCUUGAUACAGGCAGUGUGAAGGAACACCGUGGCUCGCGCAAAAUCAACCCCAUGUCAAUCAACCGCAGCCAGCCAGCCAGGCAGGCAGGCAGGCACAUCGAUGUUGGCUCAGCCAGUCAGUGAGAGUGUCAGCCAGCCAGCAGCAAGGCUGUGCAUGUGUGGGGGCAGAGAGAAGCAUGGAGAUGGAGAGGCCAGCCUGCCUGCCUGCUUCCAUAGGUAGGCAGAUGGAGAGGGACGGAGGGAGGGAGGGAAAGGAACAAGACAUUGGUUGCACCACAGCGCCACAGCACGUGACGCAGCACUCGUGCAGUCAUGCACACAUAACUCCUCCCACAGCACAGCCGGUAGGUAGCGCUAUUUGGCCAUCAUCACUGACACACACACACACACACCCGUGUGCCAUUCCCGCUUUGGCAACUUACUGUCUUUUGCUGACUUACUUUUGACAAAUUCCUCGUAGUUGAUUUGGCCAUCGCCGUCCACGUCGGCUUCCCGGACUGCACACAUACACACAAGCACACAGGCAAGGAAAGGCAGCGAGUGACGGUGGUGUCCGUGUCUGCAUCUUGCUAUUCUCCGGCUGACUGACUCAUUUCGUCGACUUCCUCGUCAGUGAGUUUCUCGCCCAGGUUGGUCAUGACGUGACGCAACUCCGCCGCACUGAUGUAUCCUAAACACAAGAGCAGAUCGACAGACAGAAAGUGUCAGGUGGUUUGUCUGCCGGUCUGUCUGCAGACUGACCGUUUCCGUCCCUGUCGAAGACCUUGAACGCCUCUAUGAGUUCCUCCUCGGUGUCGGUGUCCUUCAUCUUCCGUGCCAUCAACGACAAAAACUCCGGGAAAUCAAUCGUACCUGGCCACCAAACGAAGAAUGACCAAUCUCUCUGACCGUCCUCCUCCCUGCCCUCCAGUGCAGUGCCCUCUCUCAGUUGUGGGUGAGCCGUGGGUUAUCAGCAUACCAUUGCCGUCGGCGUCAACCUCAUUGAUCAUGUCCUGCAGCUCGGCCUCCGUCGGGUUCUGACCCAGCGAACGCAUCACCGUACCCAACUCCUUCGUGGUGAUAGCUGCACACACGAAGAGAAGAGAACACACACACACACAACAGACACACAAGCCAUGCAGUCACUGCAUGCAGCCGCUGCAAUAUGCCUCCUCUGCUGUCCUCUGCUGCACUCGCCCGCCCUUUUGCGCGCGCGAAGCCCCCAACACACACAGAGGUUUCUCUUUACUUAUACGUCAUGCUUACUUCCGUCCCCAUCCUUGUCAAACAAUGAGAACGCCUCCUGAGGACGACAGCGACGCACACACAUGCAGGCACACGUGCCACUGCGUCACGGAUACCGUGCGAUGGCGUGCAUACCUUGAACUCUGCUAUCUGUUCCUCUGUCAGUUGAUCCGCCAUGGUGCC
Vitrella brassicaformis is the source of this 1411-nucleotide messenger RNA. Lineage: Eukaryota; Vitrellaceae. The record is from the annotation of a GenBank genome assembly.